Messenger RNA from Coregonus clupeaformis (lake whitefish), 3199 nucleotides. RefSeq names its product trichohyalin. The record is from RefSeq and is a predicted model, not a curated record. Gene Ontology annotation, molecular function: GTP binding. The transcript is spliced from 9 exons. Bases 159 to 2651 code for a protein of 830 amino acids. NCBI's taxonomy places the organism in Eukaryota, Metazoa, Chordata, Actinopteri, Salmoniformes, Salmonidae.
CCUGAAGUGCAAGUGUUGUGUAAAAACGUUGUGUAGAUAGUUGUAUAUCACAUGUAUUUGUAUCGUAGAACAAUUUUUGUGAAUAUGGGGGCAUUGUUAUGGAUUUAAAUCAAACGUUUUGAAUCUGAAGUGGAUGACGUGAAGACGAAUAAAGGAAAAUGGCCAGAGUUCAUAAUGAGUUUAAACUCACCACCACUGAUAAGAUCUAUGUGGUGGGUGGUCCCGGAGAUGAUGUCACCCUCCCCUGUCACCUCUCACCUGAGACCAGUUCUGUUGCCAUGACGAUCAGGUGGUUUAGGUGGACAGAGUGUAUUUACCUGUAUAAGAAUGGCCAGGUGACAGAGAGGAGUAGCUAUGAGGGCAGAGUGAGUCUGAUCACCCAGGAGCUGGAGAGAGGCAACGUGUCUCUGAGGCUGCGAGACUACAGGGGGAGGCCAGAUGAAGCAGUCUACGUCUGUCAGGUCAUCCAUGGAGAACAGAAGGAGGAGGCUGCAGUGUAUUUAUGGGACACUGAAGGAGGAUGGCAUUUGGAUUCAGGUUCAGAGUAUUUACAAAUUGAGACCCAGAAGGAGAAGCAGACGAGGGAAGCGUCAUCUGGUGAGCUUGAGUUGAAGAUGGAAAAAGAAUUAAAAGACAUAUCCAGACUACCAGCGGUACAUAUUGUACUUGAAGACAAAGAAAAACAACUAGAGGAGAUGAGGAAGACAUUGAGGGAAUCUGAAGAGAAGCUAAAAGACAAGGACUCAACACUGGAGGAGAGGAAUAAAGAACUGAAGGACACAGAGAGCAGACUGGAGAAAACCACAAAGCAACUGAAUGAGAACAUCAAACACCUCCAGGAGAAAGAUACACAACUGGAGGAUAUGACCCAGCAAGUGAGAGAGAAAGAGAGACUACUGGAGGACACUGCCGAGGUGGAGAAGAGUAAGAGACAACUGGAGGCACUGGGGAAGGACCUGCAGGACAAGAAUAGCCAAGUAGAGAACUUCAGAGUCCUACUGCAGGAUAGAGACAGUAAACUAGAGGACAGGAACCACAAACUGGGAGAGAAAGACAAGGAACUAGAAGAGAUAAACAAACGACUGCAAGAGCAAGACAAACAACUACAACAGAGAGAGAAACAGUUACAGGAUAGCAACAAGCAACUAAAAGACAAAGAGAAACAACUAGAAGAGAGAGAUAAACUACUGGAGAAUGUCAGGAAAGACAAUACACAACUUGCUCAACAGAUAUGUGAUGUGAAGACUGAGGUAGAGAGACUGAGAAGAGAGACCUCAGCCCAGAUGACUGUGGGAGGAGAGACUUCAGAUACAGACACCACUCUCCUAAUCAAGAAGAGACACAGCAUGAAAGAACCUCUACAGAUGGGAAGAGAGAGCAGCAGUCCAGACUCCCCAGUGUCUCCCAGUGUGUCUGAGCUGAGACUGGUGCUGCUGGGGAGGACUGGGGCUGGGAGGAGUGCAGCAGGAAACACCAUCCUGGGCAGAGAGGAGUUUGGGGCCCAGGCCAGCCCCUCUGCAGUGACCCAGAGGAGUAAGAGGAGAGUGGGGGAAGUGUGUGGGAGACGGUUGGUGCUGGUGGACACUCCAGACUGGUUCUGUCCUGGACUCUCUCUGGAGGAGAUUAGACAGGAUGUGGGGCUCUGUGUCCGUAUGUCUGCCCCGGGACCCAACGCCUUCCUUCUGGUCAUAUCAGUGGAGCCCUCUAAUGGGGAGGAGAGAGGGGUGCUGGAGAGAAUGGAGGAGAUGUUUGGGGAGGGUUGUUGGGGACACACUGUGAUUCUAUUCAUCCAUGCUGAUGGCCUGAAAGAGCAGAGCAUUGAGGAGUUUCUCCAAGCAGGGAGUCAGGACCUCCAGCAACUUGUAGAGAAAUGUGGGAGCAGGUACCACGUCCUCAACAUUAAGGACAGGCCCCAUGGCACUCAGGUCCCAGAGCUGCUGGAGCAGGUAGAGGAGAUGGUGGCAGGAAACAGAGAGAGAUUCUACAGCAGUCAGACCUACCAGGAGGCAGAGACCCAGGUCAGAGAGAUGGAGGGAAAGAUCCAGAUGGAGAGACUGGAGAGGAAACAGAGGGAGGAGAGAGAGAUGAGAGAGAGGCUUGAGAAGGAGCUGCAGGACUCUCUGUUGAAGAAAGAUGGCGUAAUCCAGAAGCUCAAGAGAGAUAUCAGGAUACUCAGAGAACGAAUAACUGAACUGGAGAGACCGAAGGAAGAAGAAAGGGAUGAGGAGAAGAAAAGAGAGCUGGAGAGAGAGCUACAGAGAUUUAGAGAGAAGAGAGAUAGGAAGGAGAUGGAGGAGAGACACGGGCAGGAGAUUGAGGAGAUGAGGGGAAACUAUGAAGGAGAGGUCAGAGUUGAAGCAGACAGAAACCUGAUGAAGAUAGUCCUACCUGAGUUACAGAGGAACAUCAUGAUCUCACAGACAAAGAUGGAGAGGGAGUUAAGCAGACAGUUUGGGGAGAAGGUUAGACAGAUGGAGGAGAAGGAUGGAGAAAUGGAGAGACUGAGACAUAACUUGAAAGAGGUCAGUGAAGCUCACUCAGUGUUGGAGGAGAGACUGGUAGGAGAGGGGAGAGGUCAGAGGGCACUGAGUGGAGUGUUGGGCUGGGUCAGGAAAAACUCAUCAAGUUGGGUUCUCCACAAUCUGAUAUGAUUCACCAUCACAGUCCAUGUCUAAAACCAGUUUAGAUCUACUGUCCACUGUACCGUGGUGUGUCAUAGUGACCAUGGGGAAUACAGGUCAGAAUAAUGUCUGGUUCUGUCUACAGUAUCUAGAGAAGGAAUGGGCAGGGUCUGUACAGAUCUUGAUGAGACUUAGACCGGGAUUCCAAACCAACGUAGAUGAGUAACUUCACACAGAGUGGAGGGUGCAGGAGGAGCUGCUGGAGGGGACCUGGGGGAGUCAGAGACUGAGAACUAAAGAUCUAAAUUAGACUUUUACUCAGUGUUGGAGGAGGGCCACUAUUGAACAGAGAGAGAACUACACUGUAUUUACCCAACAUGAAACAUACAGUAGAUGUCUAUACAAUGUGACUGAUUAUGAACAGGACCUAUUGCGGGGUAAAUACAGUGUGGUUCUCUCUAUGUUCAAUAGUGGCCCUCCUCCAACACUAUCUCUACAGUGUAUGAUUAAUGAGUUAUUCAUUUCAUUACAUACAGUGCCUUGCAAAAGUAUUCAUCCCCCUUGGCGUUUUUCCUAUU